GAUCACGAGCCGCGAGCUCUUGGGAGUUGCUGCCUCAGUUGAGUAGUGUUCAAUAAAUCUGCUGAGGCCGCCGAUGUCAAGGGCAUUGGCGCUGCCAACUGUUUGUUUUCUCCUCGCAAAGAGCAGGCUUGCAGUGGCUGUUCCAGAAGCCAAACACCUGAACAGAGCUAGCAUAGGCGAACCUCAAUACUAGAUGGAACUACUCCAUUAAGUUCAAGGCCGGUAUUCCCAUGAGUCAGUCAACCCAUUUUGUUCUUGUCGUCCAUGUCUUGAAGACAUAGAGCCACAUAUGCAACUAUUUUGCACGGGCAAUCGGCAAUCCAACGCAGAAGAGUGCAAGGGCAUGUUCCUAUGUAAUGGAUUAAUGGAUGCACUCCUGGUUUGAGAGAGAUGACCAGACCAGCAUCACUAUCCAUCACGAUAAUGCCUCACAUCGCUUGGAUUGGCCUCAAAGUGUCUGUGUUUCUUUAUGCCAAGCUUGAAGGGAGGUUUUAUGCGAACUUGGUGGUGCAUAUGGUACUUUGCCCAUCUGAAACAAACGCUGUUUUAUGAAGCGGAGAUACUUUCAACGAUUUUCAAUCCAUGGUGGGAUGUGUUUGCAGUUGAGUUCUUUUUUCUUUGUUGGGGUACGGGUGAGCUGAGAAGGGACUGCAGUGAUGCUUGGGAACUGGUCCUUCAGUCACCUGUGUAUUUCGAUGGAAAGGACAGUGAUCAUGCGGGGUGCCAGUGCCACCAUGGCAAGUGGGAUGGCCUGCUUGAGGCCUUUGUGGCGGGAGGAUGGGGCAUAUUGGCCGCAGGAGCUCACAAAGUCUUUGCUGAAGCUGAGGACCAACCAGAGCCCUGUGGCGGCCGCGCGCGCGUUGCUGACGGAGACCCGAGCGGCCAGGGUCACCUGCAAUCUGCUCCACUACAAUGCUAGCAUCAGUGUUUGUGAACGCAGCAGCUGUUGGCAGGAUGCGGUGGACUUCUUCAGGGAGAUGCAGUCACAUCAAAUUCAACAGGACACCAUCUCUUACAACACGACCAUGAGCUCCUUAUCACGAGCACGUUUGUGGCGGAGAGCGUUGCUGCUCUUUGAGCAGAUGCCAAGGACAAAGGUCAAAACGGACUUUAUCACUUACAGCUCAUGUAUCCGUGCCUGUGAGCAAGGCAGCCAUUGGACCUUGGCGCUGAGAUUCCUUGAGUGCAUGGAGGCCCGGAACGAAAUUGCGUACAGCACGGCUAUCAGCGCGUGUGGCAAAGCCGCUGCUUGGCGAGCCGCCGUAGACCUUCUGGGUACCAUGGAGGCGGAUGGCUUGACGGGCGAUGUGGUGAUCUUCAAUGCAGCAGUCAGUGCUUGUGAGCGUGGGUCAAGUUGGCAGGAGUCGUUGGUGCUGCUGGACAUGAUGAGCGCCAGAUCCAUCCAGAAGGAUGUGGUGAGCUACGGGGCGUUUCUGACUUCGCUUGAGAGGGGUGAGCUGUGGUCGGAGGCCCUCAGCAUCCUGCAGGCGAUGAAGAAGGAAAGAGUUGCACCCAACGUGGUAAGCCAGGGGGCGGUGAUGAGCGCGUGCGUGAAAGGCUCCCAAUGGCCCCUUGCACUCAACUUGCUUCAGGGCUUGACCCUUCAACGGCUGCAGCCAAGCUUGGUGUGCUACAACACAGCCCUGUUGGCCUGUGGGCGCGGGAACCGCUGGCAAGAGAUGCUGAACCUGAUGGAGGCGAUGUUUGGAGAAGCCGUGAACCUGGAUGACUAUGCCCAAGCUGCUUUGUUGAGCGAGUGCGAGGAGCGGCAGAGCAGCCUGCGGGCCGCUGAGGCAGAACUCCUGCACCGGGUUGUUCGGCAGUUGGGCUACCUGCCAGCUCCAUUGGCAGCACCAAAGUCCCUCUCUGAAUAGUGCAAGUGCUUCACCGCAACUUGUGUGGACCAAGCUGUUUGGCCAGGGGUUCCUCAGGUCCCUUUGGUCACUCGACAAAAGUGCUCUUGGCCUCAUGAAGUGUGGGCUUCUGCGCUCUUUUGGGAUCGGCGCCCCAAAGGGGCCAUCCUGACAUCCACUCCGCCUAAGA
This is a messenger RNA of Durusdinium trenchii, 2043 nucleotides long. The record is from the annotation of a GenBank genome assembly. Lineage: Eukaryota; Dinophyceae; Suessiales; Symbiodiniaceae.